UUUUAAUUUGUUGGCAUUGAUCGAAUCUUGGUCGACUCGAAGCAACUGCAAAAUCCUUCGCCAUUUUCAAUUGAAUGGCCUAAAAGGUGUAGUAAGUUCCCAUGGAUCGUUGGACAGGAAUCUUGAAGGUGCCAUUGUACAACACAUUUUAUCGAGUUGCUGCUUCACUUUGCCUUUCUCCUUCUUCCAAAUCUCUCUCUGUGCCUGUUGCAAAUGCUAUUUUUUUCAAUGGAGAUAAGAUUGAAGGGACGGGAAAUCCAGUGAUUGAGAGGCUAUCUGACCUGCAGCAAAUUGCUGAAAUCUUGGUUUCGAAAUUUGGGAAUUCUAUCAAUGCUUGGGUUAUUGAGGCACCUGUCUUCAAUGGACCUUUUGCGGUUUAUAAGGACUUUAUACCUUCUGUCAAUGAAUAUGGAGAGCCUAAAUCUUAUGAUGCAGAUGGUUUCCCUGCUUCUUCCUCCAUUGUCUUGCUUUUGUGGAAUUGCUUAAAAGAGGCAAAAAGAGUCAUUUCAGGGAAACAAAAAGAGCCCUAUCAAGCUGAAGUUUCUACGUCAUCUUCAAGUACACCAAGAACU
This is a messenger RNA of Solanum stenotomum, 572 nucleotides long. RefSeq lists its product as uncharacterized. The record is from RefSeq and is a predicted model, not a curated record. Gene Ontology annotation, cellular component: mitochondrion. The annotation marks the transcript as partial. The transcript has 3 exons. Lineage: Eukaryota; Viridiplantae; Streptophyta; Magnoliopsida; Solanales; Solanaceae.